AUGGCGUUACGGCUCACCAGCUUGCUCGUCGUCGUGCUCCUCUGCUUCGUCCCAAGCUUAUUUCCUCGCCGUCUCGUCUCCGGGGCCGACCCCGACCACCGGACGACACAUGUCGCCAGCCUCCCGGGCUUCGACGGCGACCUGCCCUUCCACCUCGAGACAGGGUACGUGACCGUCGACGAGGAGAGCGGCGCGGAGCUCUUCUACUACUUCAUCGAGUCGGAGGGCGACCCCGGCGCCGACCCCGUCCUCCUCUGGCUCACCGGCGGCGACCGCUGCUCCGUGCUCAGCGCCAUCUUCUACGAGAUCGGCCCGGUGAAGCUGGUCGUCGAGCCCUACGACGGCAGCACGCCGCGGCUGCGGUACCACCCCUACUCGUGGACCAAGGCCGCCAGCAUCCUGUUCGUCGACUCGCCGGUGGGCGCCGGCUUCUCCUUCUCCCGGGACCCCAGCGGCUACGACGUCGGCGAGGUCUCCACGUCGCUGCAGCUCGUGAAAUUUGUCUACAAGUGGUUCGGUGACCAUCCUGAAUACUUGGCAAAUUCGUUCUACGUCGGUGGAGACUCCUCCGCUGGAAAACUCAUUCCGUUUAUCGUGCACAAGAUUUCAGAAGAUAUUGAAGCUGGGAUGGAACCGAAUCUUAGUCUCAAGGGCUAUCUGUUAGGUAACCCAGGCACAGGUGAGCUGCAGUUUGACGUUGGAUCAAGAGUGCCGUAUGCUCAUGGAAUGGGGAUCAUCUCAGACCAAAGCUACGAGACCAUAACGAGGGACUGCCAGGGGGAUGAGUAUUACAACCCCAAGAAUUUAAUUUGCAGCCAGCAAAUGAACAGGUUCUAUGAUCUGCUCAACGAAAUUUCGACAGAACAUGUUCUUUACAAGAAAUGCAUUGAAGUGUUCCCUGGGCCAGACGACAAUACUCAUAACAGAAUUAUGCUGGAGGGAACUGCAGAACUUGAGCAUCUGGCAGCAGCUCCCCCCUUGGAUUGCAUUACAUAUGGAUACUAUCUUUCAUAUUAUUGGGUUAAUAGAGACAUUACUUGGGAGGCUCUCGGGAUCAAGAAGGGAAGCAUCAAGAGGUGGGUAAGAUGUCAUCAACGGGAUCUACCCUAUUCAGAGGAUAUGGGGAGCACCAUAGAGUACCAUCGUAAUCUUACAUCGAAAGGUUAUCGUGCUUUGAUAUAUAGUGGCGACCAUGAUUCUCUUAUACCCUUCGUUGGCACACAAUCCUGGGUCAGAUCGCUGAACUUCCCCAUUCUGGAUGACUGGAGAUCAUGGCAUAUAGAGGGACAAUCUGCAGGAUUCACCAUAACAUAUUCAAACAACAUGACUUUUGCAACUGUUAAGGGUGGUGGACACACUGCACCGGAGUACCAGCCAGAGAGAUGUUAUGCCAUGUUCAGGCGUUGGAUCUCCAACGAACCACUUUGAUCAGUUGAUUAUAUAAUGGUUACAUUGCAUCUCCAGAUAAGCUAGGAGGGGGAGCAAAGGAUGUGUUGGAAGCGAUGAAAGGGGAGCUGUUGAAGUACAUGCCCAGUAACAAGUUUAAUUUGUUUGUACUUGAUGUGCAAAUCAGCAAAUGUACGGUUUGUACUAUUUGUAUAAUAUUGUACUGAAGUUUUCACUAUGCAUUGCAUGGGAAAUAACAGAUCAUAUUGAUAAUUAAUGUUGGAAC
This is a messenger RNA of Oryza brachyantha (malo sina), 1672 nucleotides long. Its product is annotated as serine carboxypeptidase-like 7. The record is from RefSeq and is a predicted model, not a curated record. Gene Ontology annotation, molecular function: acyltransferase activity, transferring groups other than amino-acyl groups; serine-type carboxypeptidase activity. Lineage: Eukaryota; Viridiplantae; Streptophyta; Magnoliopsida; Poales; Poaceae. Gene Ontology annotation, biological process: proteolysis; secondary metabolic process. The transcript has 14 exons. Bases 1 to 1428 code for a protein of 475 amino acids.